UGAACAACGGCGCGGUGGGGUCACGUGACAGCAACUGCUGCUGCUGCUGGCUGAGCGAGUCGUGUUAGCAGAUUUUUCUAUUUUGUACAUACAUUGUUUUGUAUAUACUGUAUAUGAUGACUUCAGUGGUCAGCAAUCAAGCCCGGGGAACUCGGGACAGAACGCUGCCCAGCACCUCACAAACAACACAGCCACAAAAACAGAUACAGGCCACAGCAGAACAGAUCCGCUUAGCCCAAGUGAUCUAUGACAAAAAUGAUGCUGACUUUGAAGACAAAGUCAAACAGUUGAUUGAGGUAACUGGGAAGACUCAAGAUGAAUGCAUGGUAGCCCUCCAUGACUGCAACGAAGAUGUAAACAGAGCUAUUAAUUUUCUGCUGGAGAGCAACUCUGUCACAACCUCCUGGGAGACUGUGGGGAAGAAGCGUAAUCUCGGGAAAGAAGGAGGAAGCUCAGAAAUAAAGGAGAGCAAGGAGAAAAAAGGAGGAGAGAGGGAGGCCAGUCGUGGACGUGGAGGGUCCAGCAGGAGGGGCAGAGGCAUCAGCCGAGGCCGCGAAGGUCGGUUAGAAGAGAAUGGAUUCGAGGUGGCCCCGGGGGAGAGAGGGGGUGACCGUGGACGCAGGGGCCGGGGCAGAGGCUCAGGCGCAGGCGCAGGCGGACGUGGUAGAGGAAGAGCAGCUGUUGGGAACAGGUUCUCCUCCCAGGGAAUGGGCACCUUCAAUCCCGCUGACUACACGGCGAACUCUGGAGCCCACCAGGAGUCAUGGGAAGGAGAGGGCAACAAGUCUGCUGAGGCACCUGGAACAUGGACAGGCAAUGUGGAAGAUUGGACUUCGGAAGAAUGGAAUGAGGAUUUGUCUGAGACCAAAGUAUUCACUGCCUCUUCUGCCCUGGGAAAUCGCAACACACCUGGACAAAAUGUGGACCUGGCUAGCCUACUACCAAAGGCUGGAGGAAAUGCUAUGGACUCUGACUUGGGAGUGAUAGUCGAUGGCCCCUCAGCUGAGGAUUUGGGCUCGAGUCUGGUGUUUACCAAUUCCCACCACAAUGGGCGCACUGCAACACACAGCUAUGCACACGCCACAGCCAACAGCUACGCCCAUGCCGCCUCUGCUAGCACCACCUAUGCACAUGCUGCACUGUCUUCAGUCCUGGGUUCUGGAUUUGGUUCUCUGAAUGCACCGAAGCCGACAUCUGCCUCUGACAUCAGGACAUCGGAACAGCUCAAUGGGCCUCGGCUUGGUCAGAGAGCUGGUCAAGCUUUAGCCAACACCACCACCAGCAGCAGUAAUGUUUCCAAAGAAGUAGGGCCACCUCCAAUGCAAAGUCCUGCUCCUGCCUCUUUUCCCUCUUUAGACAUCAAGACCCAAAGAGUGGAAAACAGCCCAGUUACUACCCAACAACUAGAGAUGAAGCUUCAGCCGGAACCAUCAGCAGUGCUCAGCCAGCUGGCACAGAGACAACAACAGUCCACCAGUCUACCCACCACAGAGUCUCUGAGCAUGUCUCAGUUGCAUGCGCCACAGGUCCCCACACCACCAGGUCAUGAAUCCUCCAUGCCUUCAGUGAGAGAUGGACCCUCACCUGGGGUGAAGCUGCCAGGCCUGGAACCUUCCAUGAUGGAAGCCCCUCAGCGGCAGCUAAAAACGCAGAGACGCAGAGUACCUCCUCCCUCAAAGAUCCCAUCGUCAGCAGUGGAGAUGCCGGGCUCGGCAGAUAUGUCUGGCCUGAAUGUUCAGUUUGGAGCUCUUGACUUUGGCUCUGAGGCUGGUAGUGGAACAGUGGACAUGGCCCAGGUGGAGAUGCCCAGAGAACAAGCCACCAUUCAAGCCCCAGCUCCGGCACCCGUUUCAGUCCCUUCUGCCGUUCCCACACAGCAGUCACAAAGCAGCCUGUUCUCAAAGCCAGGAUCUGUGAGUGAACACAUGAGUAGUUUGCCCAGCUUACCCCCAGACUCUGGCUUCCCCUCACCAUCUCUGGGCUUACCCAGUGCCACACCCUCACCCUCUCUGGGUCUUCCCAGUGCAGCUGCUCCUCCAUCCUCUGCAUCCCCUGCCACAGUCAGCCGUGUGGACAACAGUGGUCAAAGGCCCAUGCCACCUCAUCUUGGCUUCUCACAGAGCAAAGAUGUCACAUCAGUUGCUGGUGGACCUCUAACGAAUGGCUACAGUGGAAUGAAGACACAGAGCACGCAGGACACCACGUCAUCGUCGCCUAGAAUUGUGAAAACAGAGUCUCCCGUCAUGACAAGCGACAGUGGUCCCAUUCAUCACAUCCCUUCCCCUGCAGUCACACCUUCCCACUCAACACCCAUCCCCACGCUCAGCAGUCACAUGACCACCACUCACGCAACUGGAUUGGCCCUUACCACAAGCUCCUCCUUAACGAUAAAUAACGAAGAGAGCUGUGGCAACCUCCAUGCUUUUUCAUCGUCAUCCAAUCAAGUUAUCAAUCCCAGUCCAUCUGCCCCGCUGGCUGUGAGCAGCUCAACCACCAAUGGUCAUCAUCCAUCUGGAGCACCAGGACUAACUCCUAAUGGCACAAACGCCACACACUCUGCUUCAGGCAGCCGCACAGCACAACUGCUCGCCACCACCUCCGGUAAAGCUCCUCCAAAUUUGGCUCAAGGAGUGCCACCUCUCCUGGCAAACCAGUACAUCAUGGGCCCCGGUGGCUUGCUCCCAGCAUACCCACAGAUCUAUGGAUAUGAGGACUUGCAAAUGCUGCAAUCUCGCCUUCCUAUGGACUAUUAUGGUUUAACAUUCCCUGGUACAACAGCUGCUAUGCCUGGAAGAGACUUGGCCAAUAAUCCAUAUUCUGGUGAGGCAACAAAGUUUGGUAGAAAUGACUCCUCUCCUCCAGCUCCACCGACAAGCCUGUCUACAUCUGGGGUGCAGUCACAGCAGCAGCAGGCACCUCAGGCAGGGACACAGGGUCAGGGCACGGGUCAGAACCAGGGUCAGCAGGCACAGAACCAGGCCUUUCUGAACCCCCCUCUGCCCCCUGGCUAUGGAUACACAGGUUUGCCGUACUAUGCUGGUAUGCCUGGGGUUCCUUCAGCCUUCCAGUAUGGUCCCACUGUGUUUGUGCCUCCUGCUUCAGCUAAACAACCUACGAUGGGUCUGGCCAACCCAUCAAAUCAGUUUCAUCAACAGCAUCAGCCCAGUUAUGGACAACAUGCAUAUGGCGCCGCCUUUGAUGACCUGUCUCAAGCCCACGCUGGGGAGUACAGUAAGGGAGGGUACGGAGGCUCUGCCCAGUCACAGGCCAAGUCAGCGGGCAGCGGCCCAGGGAAAGAUGAUUCUACUGUCAAGAGUGUUCUGGACAGAGCACCAGGACUGUCUGGGUCUGGUAACAGUGGAGUACCUGACAUGGGAGGUUCAAUCUACAGCAAAACACAGUCAUUUGACAAACAAGGCUUCCACACAGGGACACCUCCUCCCUUCAGCCUGCCUUCAGCACUUGGGGGAACAGGGCCACUGAAUCCUGGGGGUGCUCCAGGUUACGCCCCUGCUCCCUUCUUGCACAUCCUGCCACCACAUCAACAGCCCCACUCCCAGCUGCUGCACCACCACCUCGCACAGGAGGGACAGGGUGGUCCUGGACAGCGCAGUCAGUCCAGCAGCAUGCAGCAGAAAUCCCAAGGCAGCAAGUCCAGCUAUGGCAGCUCCCCCUACUGGGCCAACUGAGGAAUGUUACCCCCAAAAGUCCGUGUGUACGUGUGCGCGAUUUUGCGUGCGUGUGUAAAGC
This is a messenger RNA of Solea senegalensis (Senegalese sole), 3750 nucleotides long. Its product is annotated as ubiquitin-associated protein 2-like. The transcript is spliced from 30 exons. Lineage: Eukaryota; Metazoa; Chordata; Actinopteri; Pleuronectiformes; Soleidae. Gene Ontology annotation, molecular function: protein binding. The coding region runs from base 114 to 3689 and encodes 1191 amino acids. Gene Ontology annotation, cellular component: nucleus; cytoplasm. The record is from RefSeq and is a predicted model, not a curated record.